AUGAAAUGUUGCAAAGACGCCAUUGAAACCGGCGCCCUCAACGCCCUCCCCAUCUCACUCGAAGUUGUCGAUGUGUCCGCGUUGCGGAUGGGAGUGAUGGCACCAACGCAGCCAAACUAUGCGCUCUUCGCUUUCGCUUCCUAUCUACUCCCUCCCGCCUUCGCAGCACCAACCCGUACCCAUCACCACGAUGAAGUUCUCCGUCACCACCCUCCUCUUGGCAACCGUCGCCGCCGCUGCGCCCUCGGCCUGCUCGACACUGUCACUUCCGUCAUCGGCCCCGUCGCCGGAUCUGUGGGCGGCGCCGGCAGCGGCAUCGUACGCCGCGCCCUCGGUCUUGACAACGCUCUCGACCCCAACAAGCUUCUCAACAUACCCAAUGCCGUCGUCCCCGUCAAUAUUCCCCUCGAGAUCCCCGUCAAGGUUCCCGGCGCCGGCGAAGUCACGGGAGGACUUCCCAUUUAA
Messenger RNA from Parascedosporium putredinis, 465 nucleotides. The record is from the annotation of a GenBank genome assembly. NCBI's taxonomy places the organism in Eukaryota, Fungi, Ascomycota, Sordariomycetes, Microascales, Microascaceae.